Micromonas commoda is the source of this 1035-nucleotide messenger RNA. RefSeq names its product mitochondrial carrier family. Gene Ontology annotation, cellular component: mitochondrial inner membrane. The transcript has a single exon. The record is from RefSeq and is a predicted model, not a curated record. NCBI's taxonomy places the organism in Eukaryota, Viridiplantae, Chlorophyta, Mamiellophyceae, Mamiellales, Mamiellaceae. The coding region runs from base 93 to 902 and encodes 269 amino acids. Gene Ontology annotation, molecular function: S-adenosyl-L-methionine transmembrane transporter activity.
CGGGCGCCAAGGCGACGGUGAGGUCCGAUAAGAGGAGCACAAAACCAAAGAUCGCGAAGCAGAGCGCGUUCAAGGCGGGUCUCCUCGGCGGCAUGUCCGCGGGCCUCACCGUGAACACCUGCCUCUUCCCGCUCAACACGCUCAAGACACGGCUGCAAUCGCGCCCGGUCGGCGCGGCCAUGGGCUUCGCGGAUCGCUCCAUCCUCCGCGGCCUCUACCGCGGCUUCCUCAUCGACACCAUGGGCACAUUCCCCGGCACCGGGCUCUUCAUGGCGACGUACGAGGUGCUCAAGGCGACCGGCGCGUUGCAUCCCACGCUCUGCGCGGCGGGCGCCUCCGUCGCCGGGUCCCUCUUCACCGCGCCGUGCGACGCGAUGAAGCAGCGGAUGCAGGUGGACCCGAACGCGUCCAUCCGCGGCGAACUGAGGGCGGCGUUCAAAUCGUCGAACCCGCUCCGGCGCCUGUUCGUGGGCUAUCCCCAGUUUCUCAUCCGCGACUUGCCCUUCGACGCCAUCCAGAUGACGAGCUUCGAGGCGCUGAAGAGUUGGCACUCGAAGGCGGUGGAGCCCGGCCGACCGCGGACCCCGGCGGAGCUCGCGUGGCUCGGCGGCGCGGCCGGUGCCAUAACGGGUCUCCUGACGACGCCGCUGGACGUCGCGAGGACCGCGGAGGUGUGCGCGAUGCGCGCGGGGUUGAAAUGCACGGGCGUCGCGUGCCUGAGGGAACUGGUGCGGCAGGGGGGCGCCAAAGUUUUGCUGCGGGGAUCGCUCCCGAGGAUGAUCGAGAUCUCGCUCGGCGGCGUGCUGUACUUCUCGGCGCUGGAGCACACGAAGAGGGUGUUGGGGUAUCACGACCCGCCGGCGCAUUUCGGCGACGACGACGGCAAAGUCGCCGCCGCGUGACGCGAACGAGGGUAAUUUUCCAUUUCUUCGCCGCCGCCGUCAACCGGGCUCUCAGUUGACGGGCGCGUUAGCUCAUGUCGGGCCGUGUACUCGGUGUAUUCAUUAAAGAUGGCUCCGUCACUAGUAAAGCUCG